AUAUAUAUAUAUAUAUAUGCUUCAUAGAUUAGAUUCUCAGCUCAGACGGACCAUAUAUAUAUAUAUAUUUGCCCACCUACACACAAAUCAUCAUCAUCAUAAUAUAUAAUGGCAAGUGAGCGCCACGUGGCUGUUCUGGCGUUCCCCUUCGCAACCCACCCCAGCCUGCUCUUCCGUCUGGUGCGCCGCAUAGCCGCGGCGGAACCCGACGCCACCUUCACGUUCUUCUGCACCGCCAAAUCCAAUGCCAGGUUAUUCGCAGAUCAAAGCCCGCCGCCGCCGGGUAACAUCAAGCGUUCCGACUUGGCCGAUGCCGUGGCUGAAUCCGGCGGCGGGUUGGAGGAUGAGAUCGGCGUGUUCUUAGAGACGGCGGCGCAGAGCUUCAAAAACAGCGUCGCUGCCGCGGAAAAGGAGUCCGGCAAGAGGUUCGGGUGCGUGGUGGCGGAUGCUUUUAUGUGGUUUGCGCAGGCGGCGGCGGGUGAGAUGGGAGUGUCGUGGGUUCCGGUGUGGACCUCCGCCGCUGCUACCCUAUUGCUCCACCUCCAAACUGACCUCAUCAGGCAAACCCUUCCCCCAGGAAUGGGGGAACGUGAAGAUGAGAGACUGACAUUCAUUCCUGGAAUAACGGAGGUACGGGUGGGAGAUAUACCCGGGGGGAUCAUCACCGGAAACCUAGAGUCGCCGUUCGCCGUGAUGCUCCAUAAGAUGGGGCGCACCUUACCGAAGGCCACAGCAGUGGCCAUCAAUUCCUUCCAAGACCUGGAGCCGGCUGCCGUAAAUCAACUGAAGACCGGUUCUUCAAGAAUUCUCAACGUGGGGCCAUUCAAUGUGACCGCACCGGGCCCGGUGACAGCGGCUGCACAGGAAGAAGGUGGAGGAGGGUGCAUGGCGUGGCUGGACGGCCAGCGGGAAAGAUCUGUGGCGUACAUAGCCUUCGGGACGGUGUGCAUCCCGCCGGUAAAGGAGUUGGCGGCGGUGGCGGAAGCGGUGGAGGAGACGAAGACGCCUUUUCUGUGGUCGCUGAGGGAGGAGGCGGUGAUGGGGUUACCGGAAGGGUUCGUGGAGAGGACGAAGGGGUACGGGAAAAUAGUGAGUUGGGCACCUCAAGUGAGGGUUUUGGGGCACGGGUCGGUGGGGGUGUUUGUGAGCCACGGCGGGUGGAAUUCGGUGCUGGAGAGCAUCACGGCAGGGGUGCCCUUGAUUUGCAGGCCUUUCUUUGGGGAUCACCAUAUGAAUUCUUGGAUGGUGGAGAAUGUGUGGAGAAUUGGAGCCCGGGUGGAGUCUGGCGUCUUCACCACGCCCGCCACCAAGUCCGCUCUUCACUCCGCCCUCCGCGGCACGGCAUUCCGAACCCAAGCUGAAGCCUACAGAGACUCCCUCCGCAAAGCUGUUUCGCCCAAUGGCACCUCCACCCAAGACCUCCUCACUCUCUCAAGCAUCAUCACUGCCCGCCGCUAGCUUACCUACCUUUUCCAUCAUUCAUAAACAAACUUUUUCCCUACUACUGUAUUUGUUUGAAUGUUUUAUUUCCAUUUUUAAAUUACCUUUUCACUUUCUUCUUUAAUUUUUCCAUGCUCUUUCUUAUUCAAAGUACUCUCUACUCACAUUUUUCAAAAUUUAAGUUAGAGAAAAUUACAUCUAAUAUUACUAAACGCAUAUCACCUUACCAAAAGGUUUCUUGAUUAAACAUGACAAACUUCGGAUAAUGAUUUUAAUUGUUACUACCUUAGUCCUAUUUGAUGCUACCAUGGACUCUGAUCAUGAUCAACUACGGAAUUAUAGAUCAAGCCCCUUCAGUUAAUAUGUAAUUAAUAGCAUUUAUUGUAGCAGUUUUCUCCUAGAAUACUAGUUCCUAUAGUCUAUAAAUACUUCCUGUAAUUCUUCUCCCAUAGAAGGAUCGGUGAAUCGUUCAUCCGAAUAAUAAUAAUAAUGUCUUACGCUGCCA
Molecule: messenger RNA, 1945 nt
Organism: Cuscuta europaea
Lineage: Eukaryota; Viridiplantae; Streptophyta; Magnoliopsida; Solanales; Convolvulaceae
Source: the annotation of a GenBank genome assembly